AUGGGGGCAUUGAAGGCUUCCGCUCGCUCUCCAGGAGCUAUGCCGACUGCCGGAUGGGGAGUGCGGACUUUUACUGCUUUUGGCAUUGUUGGCCUUGCGAAUAUUCUUCUUCCCUACCUCAUCCUGUCCAGCCUCUAUCUCAUCGUUCCCUUUCCACAACCCGUCGUCCUGCUCAUAGAGCUACUCCCUGCUCUCGCCGUCAAACUUAUCCUUCCUCACAUCUUGCAUUACACGCCGCACUGGCUCUGGCUGCUUCUCCUCGCAAGCUGCUGGGUUCUGGCCACUAUCGCUGCCAACGCCGCACCGCCAAACGUCAUUGCCCCGAUCCGUGUCUUGAUCGCCGUACUUGCGUCGGCCACUGCUGCAGCCGGCGAGGUUUUCUUCCUGAGCCAACUCUCACGGUACGGCAAGGCGGCGCUGGCGGGAUGGGGAACGGGGACAGCGGUGGGAGGUGCCCUGCGCGCUGUUCUGCCGGUGCUGGUGACGGUUCAUAUGGGCGUCAUGUUGCGCAGUGUUACGGGCUAUGCUUAUUAUCUAGUUGCGGCUUUGGUGGCUGCUGAUUUCAUGGUGUUGCCGUCUUCUCAGAGCCAGAAACGGAAGAGCUUGGCCAUUGAAACCGGGUUUGCAGCUGAAGACGGGGCCGUCUCUGAGAAACUUGGGAGUCAAAAGUCUUCACUCCUCGCAACGGAGAGAUGCUCGCCAUUUAGCUUCUGGGAGCGUUUCCGACGUAAUAUGCUGCUUCUGAGCAACAAGCUUCUGAGGCUAUACAUUGACCCUCUGCUCCUGGUUACAGCAACGCAGGUCUUUGUACUCUCGGGAACACCUCGUGCCAGUAUUGCACUGCCGGGCUUUUCAAGCUAUUCAAUGUUUCUCUCUGAGUACGGGCUCGCAUUCCAGACUGGAAACGUUGUAGCUCGGUCAACUGCUCUUUUGUUCCGAGUCAGAAGACCAAGGCUUGUCUUUGCCAUGUUGUUGGCCUGCUCUCUAGCCGCCAUUCUCAACACCACACUCUUGUUGAGUGAGGACGCACAUGUUGCUUUUAGCCUUGCCUGUGCCGUUGGAUGGUGUAGCGGCUUCAUGUAUAUGAACACAUUUGGUGCUGCCAUGGAAUAUCUGAGCAGGAAUCCGGAGGAGGACGCGGAGUUUGCCUUGGGGAGCAUUGGGAUUGGGCAGAGUGUGGGACUGCUCAUUGGAGGGCUUGCUGGGGUUUUGUUCGAGGCACAGCUUUGUGGGCUGGCGAGUCGGAAUGGACGGUGGUGUUCUACUACCGUAUAG
Messenger RNA from Trichoderma reesei QM6a, 1275 nucleotides. RefSeq lists its product as uncharacterized. The transcript is spliced from 2 exons. NCBI's taxonomy places the organism in Eukaryota, Fungi, Ascomycota, Sordariomycetes, Hypocreales, Hypocreaceae. The record is from RefSeq and is a predicted model, not a curated record. Bases 1 to 1275 code for a protein of 424 amino acids. Gene Ontology annotation, biological process: regulation of intracellular pH. Gene Ontology annotation, cellular component: membrane; vacuole.